UCACUGUGCCGCUGGCGUAAACUCAUAUCAUAAUACUCGUAUGUUAGGUAUAAGCCAAGAACUGCGAUUUUGAUUAACACAAUGAUAAAGAAACUUUAUCAAAAGAAAGUGAAUUAAAAUGAUCGACAGAAUGUUUUUCAUCCUGAUCUUUGGAUUAUUAUGCACGAGUUUCCAUGAGGGUGUUGCAGGAUCGCCGCACUGGUACGUUUUAGGACCAAAUGUAUUGAGACUAGAAAUUGAUGAAACCUUUCUCAUUGGAUUCUUCGGUGAAGAGAGAAACCAAAAUAUAAAGGUAUGGUUAUCCCUAGAAAAUACAGAGGGCAUGAAAAUAGACUACCAAGACGUCACUGUUGCUUCAAAAGACAAGCCUGUAGAGCGAACUAUGCGGUUAUCAGCAAACCAUAUCAAAGCUUCAAUAAGUGACGCGAAUAAAUGGAAACCAAAACAUGCACAAGUAACUGCCAUCUUUAACGAUGGUACAAAUUACACAGAGGAACUUACCAUUGUAUACAACACGGGUUUUCUCAUUGUUCAAACUGACAAACCAUUGUAUACCCCAAACGAAGGAGUUAGUGUGAGGGUGCUAUCGCUAGACGAAGGCCUUAGAAUAUCGACAAAAAAGCCGGUCAUUAUCGACAUUAUGGAUCCAAGUCACACGACAGCGAUUGACAGAGCUAACAUAACGGAACACACAUUUGGGUUUUACAAAUACAAGUUCACAUUGCCCGAAUACGCCGAAAAUGGGGAAUGGACCAUAAAAGCGUCGUAUGAUUCGACAUUGGAUGCUUCCAUAAGUGACACACAACUGUUUGAAACGACUGCGGUAGUCCAGUUUGAAGUUCGGGAAUACGUUGUGCCAACAUUUGAUGUAAAUAUAUCCCCGAGCUUACCAUACAUACUCCCAGACACCAAGGAAAUUAAUAUUUCUGUUAGUGCUAUGUAUGUAUAUGGAAAACCUGUUGAGGGAUUUGCGAUCUUAACUGUCAACACUGAAGCGAAUAACGAAACAACAAUAAAAGAUCGAGAGUUGGUGAAAGGAUUUGCCUCAUUUCCUUUGGAUAUCAGUAAAUUGGCAAGUCCGUUUCCUGAAGGAUCAAGGCUUCGCCUUAAAGCUCAGGUUACGGAAGAUGUCACUGGGAAAUCGGAAGCAGAUACCACCGACGCUCUUAUGUUUGUUGAAUGUCCAUUAAAAAUAGAGUUUUCAAAGUCAAGAUUGACAUACAUAGUCGGCCGAAACUACUACCUUCUUAUUGACGUUUUCUGGAUUGAUGGCACUAAAGCCAAGAAUCAGGAGAUAACAAUUGAAUACAACAAUACAAAAGUUAGCGGCACGACAGAUGACAGUGGAUCACUUGCAUGUAUAAUUCCAAUGAAUGGGACCGAGGAAUACUAUCACUAUUACUAUUACUAUUACUAUUACUAUUACUAUGGAUCUCUUGAGAUAAUGGCAUAUGCAACGAAAUAUACCAGAAAGGACUUCCAUCUUACCAUAUAUCCUAUUGGGUAUCGCCAGCACAUUUUCCUCGAAAAAAUAUUAAAGGAAGGUAAGGAUGUCCUGCGACUGAAUAAAGACAUUAAAAACAACAAGGCAGGGGCCAUCAUAGCGAUGGUCGAGCGAGGAAGAUUGAUUAAACAUUGGUUCUCAGACCGGGCAAAUUUCGAAGAAACAAUAUCUACUGAAACUGUAGUAGAUGGUGCUAGGAUAUUCGCUUUUGCAAUUGAUUCAGAUUCAAAGAUGUAUGCUGAUUCCAUAGCGAUUGAAGUUGGUAACAUGUGCAAACAAGGAAAAAAGAUAACCUUAAGCCCCGCCAAGAGUGAGAUAUACCCUGGCGAUUCGACUGAUCUCAGUAUAACAGGUCCUGCUGCUACUACAAUAGCUCUCAACGUCAUGGACAAAGCGCUUCUACUCUUAAGUGAUAAAAACGUUUUGAAACAAGAAAUGAUAAAACAUGCAAUGAUGUCACAUGACUUAGGAUGUAGAGUGGGUGGGGGACUAACAGCAGAAGACGUACUCACGAAUAGUGGAGUGACUAUCAUAACAAAUGGAUACAGAGGAUGGUACACAGGGAGGUGCCAAGAUAGAAAAAGGAGAAGGAAAAGAAGCAUUUAUUUUAGCAAAGAUGAAGCUCGAAUAUUGGACGAUUCUGGAAGUAUUUACGAGAAGGACAUCAAUGCAUUAAAAAGUCAUUUAAAUAAUGUACCGUAUAAACGCAGCGACUUUCGAACAUCAUUUCUUUUCGAAGAGUUCACACUGAAUGAUAUAAAUCCUCCAAAGACGAUAGAGUUUCCUUAUUCUAUUACCGAAUGGGCAAUCCAAGCACUAAGUGUACUACCUGAUGGUGGUGUAUGCAUUUUGGACAACAUAUUUGUAAAGACAUACAAAGAUUUCUUCAUUCAACUGGAUUUACCUUAUAAAGUAUCUCGGAAAGAGCAGUUUAUGGUCAAAGCCAAAGUUUUUAAUUAUUCAAAGAAGGAUCUUAAUGCUCGAAUAUACCUCAAGGAUGAUCGCAAUUUAUGUUUUGGUAAAAGUCCCGGUGUUCCGUCUGAUCCGCAGAGCGUUACCGUGAAAUCGCAAAGCGCGAAGAGUGUGGUCUUUGCUGCCGUUGCGUUUAGAGCAGAAGAAACGGAAAUUGAGGUGUCUGCCUUUGUUCGGACAGAACAUGAAGUGAAAUAUGACAGCAUUGUUAAGAAGCUCAACGUUGUGAACGAAGGAAUUCUACACAUGAAGCAAAUACAUGUGUGCCUUGAUCCUAAUGACGACAUGAAGGAUUGCUCAAACUCCGAAGAGGUCAUCGUCGGUGAUAGUGAUCUUGGAAAUGGUUUACCAAAGCGGACAUAUAAAGUUAAUUUAACCAUGGAUUCGGAUUCAAUACACGGAACAGGUUCAGCAACGUUGUACUUCCAAAGUAAUAUUAUGGACAGUGUAGUAUCUACAGUUAUUCAUGGGGUUGGAAAAACGUUUAUACUACCAAGUGGAAGCGGGGAACAAAAUAUGGCAAAGCUCGCCCUUAUUGUUUAUGGUAAACAAUAUCUCCAAGCGACAUUUCAAGAAACAAAAGAACUACGGAAUAAAGGAAUAGACUACAUAAAAACAGGUGUGAUGAAUCAGAUGAGACACCAAAAAUCCGAUUAUUCGUACUCUAUAUAUAAUUUUAGAGCAACACAAAUAAAGUUAACGGCAUUUGUAGCGAAAGUAUUUUGUCGAAUUCACAAUGUCUUCGGCAACGACGUUUUUCUUAACAACCUCGACGCAACAUUAGAGUUCUUAGCUACAAAUUCAUAUGAGGGUGGUUAUAAAGAACCUCAGAACCCAAUUGAUUUAGAGCUUACCGCGUUGGUUUUGGUUGCUUUACAAGAGUGUAGACUGGUUGGUAAGACAACAACGCAUAUGGUUAAAGCAAUUGAAGAUGCUGCCAACUAUCUUGAGAAAAACGUAUUGCCUGAUUCAGCAACAGAUCCGUACCUAUUAGCAAUUACAACAUAUGCGCUUGCUUUAUCUGAGAAAGCCACAUCGAAGGAGUUUAAAAAACAACUUUUCCUAGCAGCAAUUACUAAAAAUGGGGAAAUGUACUGGAAUUCAGGAUCAAAUUCCAGAGCAGUUGCUGCGACAGCAUAUGCGCUUCUAUCAGCACUUUAUCUUGAUGAUUCGAAAACCUCUGUUGGGAUUGUGAAAUGGUUGAACAAACAAAAAAUCUCAACGGGUUAUUCUUAUUAUUCAACACAGGAUACUGUUAUUGCAUUACAAGCAUUAACAGAGUAUAGUAUGAAAGCGAAACGGCCCGAUGUCAACCUUGAAGUCACGGUUACCAGACGGUCUGGAUAUAGAGCUAAGAUAGGAACUAUAAGGAUGGACAAGGGAAAUGACCAUCAAUUUAAAUCAUUGGAUCUUGACAACGGAAACAUAACCAAUGGGGAAAACAUCUUUUAUAUCAAGGUGACGGGGAAUGGAUCGGCUCGUUGCAAUAUUGAGCUUCGCUGGAACAGUGAACGAACGGAAGAUGAGUCAAAUCCUUUUGAUAUAUCAACAAUUGUCAUUGACGAAGUUAAAGAGACACCUGGAGUAAAUUUCAAUCAAGGUCAGUGCGACGUGUGUGGGGAAUGUCCGGGACAUGUGGUACCCUCUGAGGCUCGGGAUUCAAGUCUAAGGGUUAAUGACAUUAUUGCAACAAGGAAAAAACGCUCCAGGCGAAAUGUAAACGAUUCAACCACCGUAAGAUGCAUAAAGAUUUCAGUUAAGACGAAGUCAGGUGAAUCUAAAUCUGGAAUGUCUAUUGUAAAAGUGGGACUACUUACAGGCGUAAAGGCGUCGAAAGAUGAUAUGGAGAAGCUUAUGACAGACAGGAUCAUCGAUCGGUAUGAAAUGCCACAAGAUCGCCAAGGCUAUGUGACGAUGUAUUUGGAUCAGAUAUCAGAAGAUGAGACAAAAUUGCAGUUCAGAAUUGAGGACGAUCCUAGUUACUCCGAAUACACACGCCCACCAGGAAUCAUUGAAGUAUAUGAAUAUUACAAACCAGAAAGAAGAGGAUAUAAGUUGUACAAUGUUGGGUCGAAUUCUGUGAAAGUCGGUUGGACAUGCCAAAAUUCUGGACAUUGCCAGUGCCUGAAAAGAACAUGUCCCAAGCCCGUCGAAAUGGAGAUUAUCAGCAAAACUACAGAAUACAUUCUCAAGAAGAAAAGGGGGAAAGGGGUUAAGCCUAUUUUUCAAAUUCUAAAGGACGACAUAGCCUGUAACAAAUUGAAGGCAACAUAUGCGUAUAAAAUAAAAGUAACUGAAACAGUGGAAAUGGAUCAGAAAAAAAUCGCCAGCGCUCAGAUACUGAAGGUCUUGAACGAAGGUGAGAUCUAUGCCUUUACCGAUGACAUUGUAGACUUUGUGGUCGAAGGUUAUUGCGAUCGUCUGAAGUUAGCAAAAGACAAGGAAUAUAUUGUGAUUGGACAAGAACCAGGAAACGAUAAGUUUGAAAUCGUACUUAGUGAAACAAGUUACGUUAUUGAUUUGGAUCCUCAACGAAACGCCGAUUUAUUGAAGUUGGUUAUGACGAGGUUUGAAUCCGCUAUGAAAAACGGGUGCGAUAGCAAAUGAUGGAUGUCGAACGUUCUGAGUUAUUGACCUGUUUCUCCAUAAACCAUAGUGUCUCAUUAAUCAGUCAAACAUUUAAUGACAAUAGCAUGUCUAAAACCUAUUGAGUUUUAUGAAAAGAAACAUAUAAUUGGCUUAAAUAUAGUUUGCCGGUGUUCUAUGUCUUUGGCGUUUACCCAGUGCUAUUAAACGGGUUUAUGUUUAACUUUUUGCUACUGAGCUUGUUUCUGUAGUCUUUCACAUAAGAAUUAAAAAAGAAUAAAAAAAAAUACAUGACCCCAUGUCCAAAGACUGGGAAAAUACCAAUCAUAAAUAUGUGUCGUAUGGGUUAUAUAACCUUUGGGAUAUGAGCUCACUUCACACAGCCACAAUUUUGUGGCCUUAAUAUUCAAACUGUACAUUUAACGUAAUUGUGUUAUUUCUUAAUAAUGCCUUACACAUAGACUUGUUUGCUUAUGUCAACGAAAAUCGUUACUCAAACAUGAUAUCAAGCAUUGAUUGUGUUAGUAGUAGAUAGGCGAACUUUAGUAAAGUCUGAGUGGUACAUUGUAUAUAUAAUUAAGCCCACUGUUCGAUGUUGGUCGGUGAUUAUAAAGUAUCUGAAGUAAAUUUCCUAAAGUCGGUUUUCCAAAAUGUUCAUAGUCAAAUUUUAACAAAAGAAAGUACAUUACACAAAAACAAUAUUCGAUACUAUUGAAUGUUUUUAUCGUAUGGCCAGCCAGAUACUAAACUUAGGGAAAUUGCCUGAAGGUGUAUACGGAUAUCAGACCAGCAUAAUCAUCGCAGAAUUGGUAUGCAACACUCAUACAUAUCUCAUUUUGCAAUUAUAUUGGUGGCCUUCAUGAAAAUGUGUUGCAUGUGUGUGUGUUUUGUGUGUUUUCAGGCAUAUAUUUACAUUUACUAUGUAACCAAGUUUAUACAAGCACUCAGACUAUAGCUUAUCUUAGGCUGUAUUAUAAACGUAAUACAUUUGUAUAUAAAUAAAAAGUCGUUUACA
Messenger RNA from Mya arenaria, 6077 nucleotides. Its product is annotated as ophiophagus venom factor-like. The record is from RefSeq and is a predicted model, not a curated record. Gene Ontology annotation, molecular function: endopeptidase inhibitor activity; protein binding. NCBI's taxonomy places the organism in Eukaryota, Metazoa, Mollusca, Bivalvia, Myida, Myidae. Gene Ontology annotation, cellular component: extracellular region. The coding region runs from base 119 to 5083 and encodes 1654 amino acids. The transcript has 41 exons.